AUGUCGAGUCUAGGGUGCCAAACCAAACCCCCAUCCUUCUUCACAUAUCACGCAACCCUUUUGUCGCAAAACCUAUCGCCUCCUGCCCUUAAACCAGUCGAAAGUAAGGUCAUGGUGCACAUCAACUCAGUCAGGCACACUAGCGUCCAUAAAUCUUCCAGAAGAAGAGUACAGCACCAACUCGAGGAACCUACAGAGUCCAGCAUAUUACUAUCGUCCAAUGAACAGUCUGGCACGGCAGGGGUGUUCAAGCCCGAUGAUAUAAAGAUUCGAGAUAGGCCAAGGCGAACCCUUGUUCUACUGUUCGCUAUUGUCUUCUUGCAAGUCUGCGGCGAGCAACUGAUUGAAGCCCCCAGAACCCGUAUCGUGGAGUCUAUAUUCUGCUAUAGGUUCUACGAAAAGUAUGACCCCAGCAAGAUUCUCCAUGGGAGAGACACGGUUGCCGCAGGUGCCGUGAAUGGUGUUGAUGAGUCCUGGUGCAAAGUCGACGCCAUUCAGUCAGACAUGGCGAAUUUGGCUUCAUAUCAACAAAUAUUCGAUAGCCUUAUGAGCCUUCUUCUUGCCCUCCCCUUUGGAAUGGCAGCCGAUAAGUUUGGACGGAAACCUUUCUUAAUAUCAGGCUUUGUCUCGUCUCUUGCACGAUGGGUCUGGUACGAGUACGUGUGCUGGUUCUGGCAACAACAAAGCAUUUAUUGGACCCUACUAUCAUCUUUGAACGGUCUUUUCGCUGGAAGUACUACGGUCCUCUACAACCUCAUAUUUGUGGUUGUAUCAGAUGUGACGCCGCAAGAAGAACAGACAAACGCGUUCUUCCGCCUCGGAGCAGCGUCUCUAUUCCCAUUGUUACUAAUCCCACCGCUGUCCGCAUGGUCUAUGCGAGUUAGCCCUUGGCUCCCUAGUUCCGCAGGUCUUUUAUUUCUUCUGGUCGCUCUAUUUCUGGCCAUGUUCGUUCCAGAGACGUUGAAAAAUCAAGAGCAUGACCCUCACGAGGCACAAGACAUAAUAAACACGUCUCCGGCGUGCAACGAGUGUCUGAUGGAAACAGGGACUGAAUAUCCUCAAACCCAGCCUUGCACACCCAACAGAGAACAAAUUACCGACGACUCAAGUGUCUAUGAAGAUUCGUGGCUGCAACAGACCAAGAACUUCGUGUUCAAGUACUGGACCUUAAUGAUCAUUCUGUUGCCGUACACCGAGCAUUUAUUGAUCUCAGGAACCUCCCAGCUGCAGGUGCAAUUUUUGAGCCGCCGCCUCGGUUUCACAAUCUCACAGGCAACACUUUUCUUUUCUCUCCGAGCUGGUUGUAGCAUUCUGCUAUUCCUUGUGGUAUUACCACGCCUGUCAACGUAUAUGACGCGAGAACAAAGAUGGAGCACGCAAGUUAAGGAUCUAUACCUUGCUCGAGUCUCCAUCUUCCUGCAAGCUGCAGGCUGGACUGGAACGGGAAUGGCAACGAACACUUUGUUUGUAGCUGUUAGCAUGACGGUGAGUACUCUAGGUAGUGGCACUGCUCUUUUUCUGCGGAGCCUCGCAGCGUCCCUUGUUCCGAGCAGCCGCCUAGCAACAUUGUUUAGUGUCAUCAGCGUUAUAGACAUUGUUGGAUCGAUGCUUGGAGCUCCAAUACUGGCUGCAGCAUUUGGGUGGGGUAUGAGACAUGGUACUUUUUGGGUGGGAAUGCCCUUUGAUUUGAUAGGGCUAUGGUCUGUGAUAUGUGGCGGACUACUUUUUACCGUCAAAACACACUGAACCAACAACCUACGCACCAGAUUCUUAGCAGGAAAUCAGCAUUCAAACAUUAUGGCGUUGAGCCGACAGCUUUCCAGGUCCGACUUAUGCGCAACUGAGACUCGAGAACCGCAUUACUAUUCAUUCCAACUUUUAGUAUCAUACACACCUGGGUACCGGUAGCACUAAUAUGCACGCUGCAACUUAGGUUCGUGCCGGGGCCAUUUUCCCCACUUGCGUCAAAUACAUUGCAGAUUUGAAAUGUGACCAACAGGGGUUUCAAUACUAAUACGCCGGCAUCUAGUUGGAAUAGGCUUACGAAAUGGAGGGUUUCUAGGUAUGUGGUUUCUCCAAUCAUGGUCAAGGUAUCAAAUCGUGUCCAGUCGAUUAGUAGCUCUUAGCAGACACUACGACUUGCUAGUCGCUCAAUCUACUGGAUUAAGUAUGCCGGCUUGGUCCUCGCAACGCCAUGGCCUUCUUAAGGCG
Pseudovirgaria hyperparasitica is the source of this 2211-nucleotide messenger RNA. Its product is annotated as MFS general substrate transporter. Gene Ontology annotation, biological process: transmembrane transport. NCBI's taxonomy places the organism in Eukaryota, Fungi, Ascomycota, Dothideomycetes, Acrospermales, Acrospermaceae. Gene Ontology annotation, cellular component: membrane. The record is from RefSeq and is a predicted model, not a curated record. The transcript has 2 exons. The coding region runs from base 1 to 1746 and encodes 581 amino acids. Gene Ontology annotation, molecular function: transmembrane transporter activity.